CAAUCUGUUUUGGCAUCAUGCGGUUCCUGCUUCUUCUGCUUUCCACCCUCUUGAUCCUGGUUCUGACUUCUCCAGGGUCUGCUAAAAGAACAAACUCCGAUCUCGAAUGUCAGCAAGAAAAAGGGCUGUGUCUCCUUCAAAGGUGUCGGCGUCCCUGGCGCUCAGCGGGAACAUGCAAUACCCCGCAGCACCACUGCUGCCAAAGAGGGACACAUCUGCCUCCUAUGAUUCCCAUCGUCAAUCAAGAAUACAGGAGUAAAUGA
This is a messenger RNA of Anolis sagrei ordinatus, 263 nucleotides long. Its product is annotated as beta-defensin 1-like. The record is from RefSeq and is a predicted model, not a curated record. Lineage: Eukaryota; Metazoa; Chordata; Lepidosauria; Squamata; Anolidae. Gene Ontology annotation, biological process: defense response to bacterium; cell chemotaxis. Gene Ontology annotation, molecular function: CCR6 chemokine receptor binding; chemoattractant activity. Gene Ontology annotation, cellular component: extracellular region.